Trichoderma aggressivum f. europaeum is the source of this 1047-nucleotide messenger RNA. RefSeq lists its product as uncharacterized. Lineage: Eukaryota; Fungi; Ascomycota; Sordariomycetes; Hypocreales; Hypocreaceae. The transcript is spliced from 3 exons. The record is from RefSeq and is a predicted model, not a curated record. Bases 1 to 1047 code for a protein of 348 amino acids.
AUGGAGUUGUCGUGGAGAACAAAUCAUGGCAAUUUCCUUAUGGAAGCAGCCUCACGAAGAUUGCCCUUCACUUUUGGUGGCUACUUUUCCAGGUCUGCGUCGACAAACCCACAUAAAGAGGAAUGGAUGAAUGAUAGUGACGACGAAUUCCCCCCACAGCUAUCGAAGGGGUCGUAUCGGUCACUUGCCAACACACAUAUACCGCCACCCUACGAUUCUAGCGAUGAUGGAGACGACGAAGACGAUGAUGAUGAUGAUGGUGAUGAUCAUAACGAGAGUCGUUUCAUAAACCAUCUUGAAGGGUCUUUCAUCAACCUUAGCGAUCACGUAUUCAACGCAGUCGCCGAUCGAAUUGAUCCUUCAGUCUCGGGUCAUGUCAGUCCAUGCCUGUCAGCGGCUCGACGACCGUCUUCCUCCUUCAAUAUGACGCAUGACGGUCACAUCAGUCUACAAGACGCGACAUUUCCUGCCUACUUUCAGAUGUUGGAUGCAAGAAUUCAGAGUGGCAAAAGAGGGGAAUCAUGCCGCCAUGAGCAAAGCCAGCCGGUGUUCCGAACAGAUGAGAACAUUGAGAGCAACGCGGAAAACAGAAACUCAAAGUACCACAAUCAAGGAAAUGAACAAGAAACCUUUGCCAUGAUUGAGAGAGAAGACGAAGACGAAGACGAAGACGGGAUGACGGACUCGUGCUUGAAUCUCACCAACCAUCUGGACUACGUCAUGUUCCCAACCGCUGAAGUACUCGAAUUCGUCCGCGGAGGAGAAAUGGAAGUUCUAGAAGACGUCGAGGAUGAAGAAGCCUCCUGCAGGCGAUUCCCAGGGGAGGAGCAAUAUGACGAAGAUAAUAAGGAGCUCGGAAGGGGGCAGUUGGAGAACCGGGGCCGAAGGUGGUUCAGAGAAAUGCGGAAGUGGCAUAAUAGGGGAGGGCGGGCUAUUUUUGGGGGGGUUUUGUUGGACUUUGCUCCGGAGUGUUUUGGCGAUAAACCCGAUGAUGGGGGCAUAUCGGGAUCUCGCUGGUGGACUUUGAGCUUUGAAGGAGUCGAUUAG